AUGUUUGGCUACAGUGGUUAUGGUGGAGGUUAUUCAGAAGGGAGAUCAGAUCAAUGGAUUCAACAAAAUGUUCCCGGUGGAUUAAACAGUGGUUUUGGAGAGCGGUUGGAUAAUUUCAUGGGUGGAAAUCCAAAUCCAACAUAUGGUCAAGUAUAUGGAGGUGCACCUGGAGUUGGAGGUGGCUAUGGUUCUGGUUAUGGUUAUUCAUAUGGUGGAUGGUAA
Molecule: messenger RNA, 222 nt
Organism: Rotaria sordida
Lineage: Eukaryota; Metazoa; Rotifera; Eurotatoria; Philodinida; Philodinidae
Source: the annotation of a GenBank genome assembly